AUGUUUUUAGUGGGGGUAUCGGGAGCAAGAUUUCCCAAGAAAUCUGAGGGACCACUCUUGUCCCUCAAGACACAUCACUCGGUCGACUCACCAUUGACGUCAAUGCCCACGAGUCUGGUACCACCUGUCAUGGCUCACCGCCAGACCAAACCACUGAAGGAAUCCACCCUCAGUUGGUUAGAGCGUGGUGCUAAUAACGCCAAGGCCACAGGUUCGACCCCUGUAGUGGGCAAUAACGCUAUCUUCCAAUUUGUCGUUCCCAAUCUGGGUUAG
This is a messenger RNA of Phycomyces blakesleeanus NRRL 1555(-), 273 nucleotides long. RefSeq lists its product as hypothetical. NCBI's taxonomy places the organism in Eukaryota, Fungi, Mucoromycota, Mucoromycetes, Mucorales, Phycomycetaceae. Bases 1 to 273 code for a protein of 90 amino acids. The record is from RefSeq and is a predicted model, not a curated record. The transcript is spliced from 4 exons.